CCCCCUCAUACACUGGCAAGGGCACACAUUACAGGCAGUAGGAGCCGGCACAGAGUACAAGUUCUAUUUUAUUAACCAGGAGGGUCCCGGGUGCCCGGCACAGAGAGACGGCACAGAAGGAGUAGGGAUCAAUGUGCAUAGGAAAUCAUGGGCUCAGAGGAAGAAGACUUUAACUUUGUCUUUAAAGUGGUUCUGAUUGGAGAGUCCGGGGUGGGCAAAACCAACCUCCUCUCCAGGUUUACGAGGAAUGAGUUCAACCACGACAGCCGCACCACCAUCGGAGUGGAGUUCUCCACCCGCACACUAACGAUAGAUGGGCACCUGGUGAAAUCUCAGAUCUGGGAUACGGCCGGCUUGGAGCGCUACAGAGCAAUUACCUCUGCUUAUUACAGGGGAGCAGUUGGGGCUCUCUUGGUCUAUGAUAUCACCAAGCACCAGUCAUAUGAAAGUGUGGACCGGUGGCUGAAGGAGCUGUAUGAUCAUGCAGAUGCCAGCAUUGUUGUCAUGUUGGUUGGGAACAAAAGUGACCUGAAGGAUGAAGCCCAGGAGGUGCCUUCAGAAGAAGCCAAAGCAUAUGCAGAAAGAAACGGACUGCUCUUUAUAGAGACGUCAGCCUUAGACGCCACCAACGUGGAACUGGCCUUUGAAACAAUCCUCCGAGAUAUCUACACGAGAGUUCUUAAGUCUAAGGGGGGAAUUCAGCAGCCAAGUACGAUAAACCUGUCCAAAGAGGCUUCUCCAACCCAGUCGAUCACCCAGGUUACCGAGCAGAAAAGAUCUUGUUGUCAGAACGUCUAGACUUGGGCCCGCGUUACAAAGAGGAUUAGUCACAGCAUAUGAAGACCAGAUGAAAAGAAGUUGGAGGCCACUGAUCCAGCAAUGGACUUGAUCUUUCAUUAAGAACUAUUAAUAACCCAGAGUGCUUUGGUGCUCACCCCUAAGAACUAGAACAUUGGUAGGAACAAUGACCUUGUCUGAUGUAUGUUAUCGGAGCUCGUUGCACCAAAGAUUCCACCAUUACAAUAAAAAGGUUGACCUGACCUGACAUGGUACUCUUAUCCCCGUCUCUCACGUCCCUACAAUCAAUCCUAUACUCAAAUUCCAUAAAUGAUGUCUAGCCACCAAUGAGACAUGUGCCUCCAAGAUGUCCUCCUUCUUCCCACCAUACAACUAUUUAAGGCAAGUUCAACCACCCUCAGCUAUGUAAUAACACAGAGCAUUAGUAGAAUCAGUACUAGGGAACAGGGCCAUAAAGGGGAAGUGGUGGCUGCAGAUUCCUAAUCCUUUUCUAAACAUUCCUGAGAUAAAUAUCUCCCACCAGACAGCUGGAACACAUAUCCUCCAGUAUUAAGAACAAGCCAAUUUAUUUAUACUAUUAGAUGCAUUUCUUGGUCGGCGCAGGCGUAUCUGGCAUCAGAAAACUGCUCGGUGGAAUUAUGGGAAAAAAUGAUGUAUAUAUUAUUUUCUCUUUACCCUUUACAUUACCAGGAAUCAGGCAGGAUUUCUUUCUAUUGCUGUAGUUUUUAUGAACCCCGUGCAGGGCAGAGAUAGAGCAGCUAAUAUAGUAAGGAAAUAAUGAAACCCAGGAUAAAGAUUAAAGGGAUUGUUUAUAAAUGCAAGAUUCAAGGAAGACUAUGCCCCUGUACACUGUUUAAUAUAUAUGUUAUUCACUGUUUCAUAUAAAUAAAGCCUUUUUGUGAAAAAUAGACUUUACUAGUAGAACAAACCAUUGGAUUAUCUAAUGGAAAACUGCCUUUAAAGUGCUAAAAUCUGGCAUAUGUAGGGUUGCCACCUUUUGCAAAUUUUUUUUCCGGCUGGUGGGGGGCGGGUACAAAAAGGGGCGUGGUGUGAUGUCAAAGGGGCGGGCUGUGCCGCAAAGGGACGGGGGUACGGCGCGGCCAGGACAAAAACGAAGGACAAGCUAAGUUUACAGGGGAUGGGGGCGGGCCAAGGGAUCUUUUUAAGGGUAUUACAAAUUUACUGGCAGCUAUAUUACCGGUAAAUUUGUAAUACCGGCCCCGGCCUUGGCAGGUGUUUUACCGGCCAGGCCGGUAAAAUACCGGCCGGGUGGCAACCCUAGGCAUAUGUGAGGCACUGAGCUCUCACACAAAACCAAGGACACACAUACAUGCUAGGUACAUUAGCCAAUGAAUGGAAACUCUCUCACACUUCCUGUUACAGUUAGAGCUGCAUUACUUCCUGUCAGGUGAUCAGUGAGUGACACACAAAUCAUCACAAAAUGGUGGCUCAAGGGAAAACAUAUAACUAGGCAGUGCCAGUAUUUUUCGCAAUGCUUUUCUUUUUUCAAAAUAAAAACUGAGCUAGAAAACAAAAACAUGUGCUUUUCCCCUAGAUCACUGAGAUUCCAAUAGUAAAUAGUAGCCUUUAAGCUGCCAAUUUCUAGUAAGUGUGGACGAACACAACAGAUUGUAGAAUUUAACAGAGGGCAAAUGGGGCCUAAAGGCAACAUCAUAAUCACAAUACUAACCCCUAAAGGUAUUAUUAUUAUUUAAUGUAUGAAUGAUCCCUUGCCAUUCUCUGAUUAACAUAACCAUUUUGUUUUCAAUAAAUAGUCUUUGUUUUCAACUUAAAA
This is a messenger RNA of Xenopus laevis (African clawed frog), 2593 nucleotides long. RefSeq names its product RAB25, member RAS oncogene family L homeolog (gene rab25.L). Gene Ontology annotation, molecular function: GTPase activity; GTP binding. The record is from RefSeq and is marked provisional. The transcript is spliced from 5 exons. Lineage: Eukaryota; Metazoa; Chordata; Amphibia; Anura; Pipidae. Bases 148 to 798 code for a protein of 216 amino acids. Gene Ontology annotation, cellular component: pseudopodium membrane.